AUGAAGGACUCUGUACAAAAAGACGUUGUGAGGCAUAUCAGUCGUGAAGAAUUUAAAGAUCAGGUCACGGAAGUGACAGCUAUUGUUGCUUAUUCUAAAGGUUUUGCCUGCGCAUGCGGAGUAGGAACCGUUCAUUUAUUCGAACGCUCUGAAGACAGAGAUUUUUACCGCAAGACACGUGAAGUAUUGAUACUGCCAGACAACAGCAUUACACUUCCCAGCAGCCGUUCAUACAAGCAAGUUAUUACGUGUAUGACCAUUAGCCCGUCCGAAGAGACCUUAGUAGCCAGUAGCAACACUAAUCAGAUAUAUAGUACAUCUUUGUCAGCAGCCGAUUUUAGACAGAAUGGAAUGCAAUUGUAUAAUUUUGAUCCUCUGGCACAGAAUUUUCAUUCAAAUACUAUCACAGGAUUAGAUGUGUGCGCGCGAAAACCUCUUGUUGCUACUUCGUCACUGGAUUGCAGUAUCAGAAUCUGGAAUUUUGAGACUUGCUCGCAGGAAUUAUUUAAAGAAUUCGCCGAAGAGGUGUAUAGCAUUGCCCUUCACCCGUCUGGUUUAUACCUAUUGGCCGGUUUCACUGACAAACUCAAAUUACUCAAUAUUCUUAUAGAUGAUAUUAAACCGUUUCAGGAAUUUUCUUGCAAGUGUUGUCGUGAAUGUUGUUUCAGUAAUGGCGGCCAUCUUUUUGCUGCUGUCAACGGAAACGUAAUCCAGGUUUAUUCGACGGUGACGUUCGAGCUGAUAAACAAUCUGAAAGGGCAUAACAAGGCUGUCACGUCAGUUUUAUGGAGUCCCGAUGACAGUAAGCUGGUAUCAUGUGGAGGAGACGGUGCAGUGUACGAAUGGGAUCCUCUUCUUGGGCGCCGAACUGGAGAGACCGUUAUCAAGUCUUGUGUCUACACUGACGUAUCAAUCUCUCCAGACGGAAAGACAACUUACGCAGUUGGCAACGAUAACAUAUUAAAAGAAAUCGGAGAUUCUUCAGUACUUCGCAAUAUCGACGCAGGGGAAGUAACUCUUCUAUGCCUGACGCUGUCACAUUCAGGGAGAAUGCUGUUUGCCGCGACAACACUCGGGAGCCUGUGGAGUUUUAAGUUUCCAUUGAGCGACGCCGGAGAAAGGCAAGAAUAUCAGGGUCACAGUAGCAGAGUUACUCGAAUGAAAAUGACCUUUGAUGACCAAUAUUUGAUCACCGUGUCUGAGGACGCUAGUGUUAUGAUUUGGAAAAUUCAAGACAAAGAAGGUCGCGGAAUGAAACGAGAAAAAGACGCAAUGAGUAGCAUGUAUGCCGACGAGAUUCUGAUAACGAAAAGCGACCUGGAAGAGAAAAAUGCUGUAAUGGCAGAGCUAAGAACCCGGGUCAAUGAACUGGGAAUGGAAAAUGAGUAUCAGCUAAGACUCAAAGACAUGAACUAUAAUGAAAAGAUUAAAGAACUGACAGAAAAGUUCAUCCAAGAAAUGGAAUCUUUGAAAACAAAGAACCAAAUCUUAAAAGCGGAACGGGAUAAGCAAGAAGCUAAACAUGAGGAACAACUGUCGGAAAUGAUGCAAAAGCAUGCCAAAGAAUUGCAAGAUCUGGAAUCUGCUAACAACCAAAAGUUGAUGCUAGAAUAUGAAAAAUACCAAGAGUUGCAGACUAAGAUGAUGAAAAUGCAGGAGGAGAACGAUCACAAAUUGCAUGAAAUGGAGGAAUCUAAAGCCACUGCCUUGACUCAAAUUGAAGAACGCUACGAGAUCAAGCGGCAAGAGAUGAUAUCAAAGUUGCAGAUGGCGCAAGAAGAAAGCCGACGACAGCAGAAGCAGGACGAACUGACUAAGAGAAUGAUGGAAGAAGAUGCUGAUAUGGAGAUAUUAGACAUUAAGACCAAUCUGCAGAGAGAGCUGAGACGUGAAAAGGAUUUGAAUGCAAAGCUGAAAGGAGAAAACGGGAUCUUUAAGCAAAAGUUCACAACGCUGCAAAAAGAGAUUGACGAACACAAAGAGGAGAGUCGGAAAUUCCAAGCCGAGAUCAGCAAGUUGAAUACAAUCAUACGGAAUCUGGAGAAAGAUAUUCUGGGACUGAAAAAAGAGAUUCAGGAGAGAGACGAAACUAUUCAAGACAAAGAAAAACGAAUCUACGAUCUCAAGAAAAAGAAUCAGGAACUGGAGAAGUUUAAGUUUGUGCUGGAUUAUAAAAUUAGAGAACUGAAGAAACAGAUCGAGCCCCGUGAGGACGAAAUCAAACGCAUGCGCGGACAAAUACAGGAAAUGGAAAACGAGCUAGAACAAUCGCGCAAAUCAAAUACACAGCUAGAAUUGAAUAUAACGGAUAUGAAGCAGAAAUACGAAGCUACGUCAAAAACACUAAAAGAAAAGGGAAACUUGGUGCGUGAGAAAGAAGCAAAAGUGAAGCAAUUCAAAACGAGGCUCCAUAAUAGUGUCAGUUUUAUUCAGGAACCUCGCCUUUUAAAGGAAAGCGUCAUUGCCAUGUACCGGAAGUGCGUGGAAGAUGACAUUACGGAAUCGGCCAGUGUCGACGCUGAUAUCCAAAAAGAGAGUCAACCAUUUCAGCUGCCGUUUUGUUAUUACAUUCCUGUUCAGCCACUAACCCGCUUCUCAUCACCGUUAGAUUCCUGCCCGGCAUUUGACCAGCUUCCCGUCGUCGACACGUCCACUCCGACUGUCGACACGACCAGUUCGACCACACCACAGAUUCCCGUCGUCGACACGACCAGAUCAACCACACCUCAGCCUCCCGUCGCCGACACGUCCAACCACAAUUCUACUACCUGGCCUGGAAGCCUAACUGACCGAUGA
This is a messenger RNA of Acanthosepion pharaonis, 2796 nucleotides long. The record is from the annotation of a GenBank genome assembly. Lineage: Eukaryota; Metazoa; Mollusca; Cephalopoda; Sepiida; Sepiidae.